AUGCCCCGGGGAGGGACUCUUCCCCACCUGCCUCCGCGUUGCUACGGCGACCUGCCUCCCCGGGGAGGACCGGGCACCUUCCUUGGCACCGGGGCAGGCAGAGCGACUCGGCAGCCGGGCAGGAUGAGCCUCUCUCCGCCGGAGCAGGACCUCCUUCUCCGGGGAAAGGGGGGCAGCCGGCCCUCCAACCUCGUCCGGAUCUUUGUGAGCUCAACGCCUUCAGGUGCCCCCCGGUUUGCCGCAGAGGACAUGGAGGCAGAAAGAGAGGCCCUGAUGGAGUCGGCGUACCCCGAAGUCCAGGCCUUUUGCCAGAAACACGGCUUGAUGUUCGAGGUCAUUGAUUUGAGAUGGGGCAUCCGUGACGUCACAGGCGCUGGCCAAGAGCCCCUCUUCCUGGACGAGAUUCGGCGCUGCCAGGAGCUCUCGGUGGGGCCCAGUUUCGUGGCUCUCCUCGGGAGCCGCUACGGCCCCUGCCCGGCCCCCGCGACCAUCGGGGAGGAGGAAUUCGAGGCCCUGGCGGCCCAGCUGCAACAGGAGGAGCCGCAGGCUUUGCAGAUGCUGACCCGGCGGUACCUGAAGGACGAGAACGCCGCCCCUCCGGUGUACGCCCUCCAACGUCCCCUGCCCCACGGCGAGGAGCAGAGUUUGGUCCCGGCCCUGCGCAGAGCAGCCCGGGAGGCGGAGAGGAAGGGGAUGAUUGGCCAGUGUCAGCGACUGCGCUACCACAAAUCAGAUACGCACAGGGAAAUCGAGGCACGCCUCUUGGGGCCGGAGGACGAAGGGACCGCGGUGGUCUUCCUCCGAGAAACCGAGACCUCCCUGGACGAGGAGGGCGAGGAAGAGGGCGAGGAAGAGGAGGAAGAUGCCCGCCAGAUGCUGGAGGAGCUGAAGGGCACCGUCGCCAGCGCCUGCCCUGGUUUGCUCAGGGUCCACCGGGCACCCCAUGCUGCGGCCCCCGGCGCCCUCCGCCAGAAGCCACAGCCCAAACACCUCAAGGAGCUGUGCGACCAGUUUGUGGCCGUCGCCAACUACCAAGCGAUCCGGGCCCUGCGGGCGCGGGAAGGGCGCCCUGGUGGUAGGCGGCUGCUGCAGGAACUCAGCCACCACGCCGCCCUGGCUCAGGAGCGUUGCCGCAGCCCGUGCUGGCGACCAGAGCUGGUGGACUCCCUCUGCCAACGCCUGAGGGACAGCCUGCCACAGUGCCACCCUCCCCUCGUGGUCCACGGGCCGCCCGGCUGUGGCAAGACCGUCCUGCUGUGCCACCUGCGAGGGGCGGCUUGCCAGGCCCUGGGACCUAAGGCGGUGGUGGUUUUCCGGCUGCUGGGGGCAUCGCAGGACAGCUGCGGGCGCGACGCCCUCCUUGCCAGCCUCUGCCAGCAGGUUUGCCUGGCGCUGGGGCUGAGCCCGCCGGGCACCGGUGACCCUCUUCUGCGCUUCCACCAUGCGCUCCUCUCAGCCUCCCGUCAGGGCUCUCAACCUCUGGUCUUGAUCCUCGAUGCCACGGAGAGUCUGGGCACCGCCUGGCUGCCGGCGGUCUGCCCUCCCGGGGUGCAGCUGGUCGUCUCUGCCCGGGACGAGGGUGGCAGCGCUUUUGGCGGGGACCCCUUCGUGGUGGCCCCUCUCUCCGCCGAGGAGGCUGGCAAGGCUCUGGCCGAGAGCUUGGCAUCUGCAGGGCGUACCCUCCAGCCAGAACAGCAGGCGCUUUUCCGGCAAAGCUUCUCCAACGGUGGACAGGCGCUGCCGCUGUCCCUCGCCCUCACUGAGGCUCGUCGGUGGGCAUCGUACGCCCCGCUUUCAGCCCUGGCGGUCCCACUCAUGGCCACAGAGGCCGCGCACCGCCUCUUCGGGCGCAUGGAGGAAGCGCAUGGCUCCGUGUUGGUGGCGAAUGCCCUGGGCUACCUCGCUUGCGCCCGGAACGGCCUCUCCGAAGCAGAGAUGAAGGAUGUCCUGUCCCUGGACAAUGAGGUCCUCUCUGAGGUGUACCGGUCGCACCCUCCGCCGGGCAAAGGGGUCCUCCGCCUGCCGCCCUUGCUGUGGUCCUGCCUGCGCCGGGAUUUGAACCCGGAGCUGGAGGAGAAGUGGUGCGGCGGCUUCGUGCUGAUGGCCUUCCUCCACAGGUCAGGGGCCACCCCUCUUCCUCCCCUCCUUUUUGGGGCUGCCAAGGGGUCCGGAAAGAGGGUCCCGGUUCUGCCGCGAAAGGGCGAAGCCCGCAGCUUGGGCGCAGCAGGACACCUGCUUGGCAUGCAGAACGUUCCAGGUGACAUGCUGGGCACCUCCAGGGAGUUUUCGGCCGCGGUGGAGGAGCGCUACCUGUCUCGGCCGGAGGACCGUGUCCGGCGCCACCUGCUUCUGGCCGAUUUCUUCCGGGGGACCUGGAGUUGGGGGGCGAAGAAGCCCAUCGUGCUGCCCUCCUCUGCCAAGCCUGUGAGCGUUGACAGGAAGGUGACGCCGCAGCCAUUGUGGUUCUCCAGCCGUCUUCCCAACCGGAGGAAGCUGAGCGAACAGCCGUUCCACUUGCUCCACGGGGGACGGAUGGAAGAGCUGCGCCGAGACGUUCUGGGGAACAUGGCCUGGAUCUCCUGCAGGGUUGCUUCCUCUGGCGUGCGGAUCCUGGCCACGGACUUUGCCCUGUGCCUGACUCACAUCAUCUGCCCGGAGCUGCGUUUGGUAUGGGAUUGCCUCCUCCGGCUCCUGGAUCCCGGUGUGGACGAUGCUGAGGGCCGUUUAGAACCAAACGUGGUCUACACAGAGAUGCUGGCGCGGUUGGAGUCGCUGGUGCCCUCGUACCCGGGCGGCCUGAUCGCGGGUCUUUGCCAGCAGUGCAAGAGCUGGCUUGGAUCGCGGCCCCAUCCGUCCCUUGUCCCUCUCGUCGGCUUCCUUGAUCCACCGGACGGGCCUCUGCGGAAGACGCUGCCAGGAUUCCCCAAAGGCACCUCCGUCCUGGAAGCCAGCCCUGACCACAGGAUGCUGUUGGCUGGCUCCUCGGACGGCUCCAUCAUCGUGUGGGACACGGAAGAUUUCUCAGUGCGUCACGUCCUCCUCGGCCACUCGGCCGAAGUGAGGUGCCUGAGGGUCUUCGCCAGGGGUACCCGCGCCGUUUCGGUCGCCCAGGAUCGAACCCUGCGACUCUGGAGCCUGGAGUCUGGCAGGGAGGAAGCUGUUGCGCCCGCCGUCCCUGCGGGGGAUCAGGAAUGGUGCCAACUCAGCGUGGACGACAAACACCAAAUUGUGUACUGGGUGUCUGGCUCAGAGGUGGAGGCCUGGCACCUGGGCACAGCGGCCCCCGCUUUCCGGAUCUUGGCUGAGCCACCAGGCGGCUGGCUGUGCGCUGCCAUCUUCGUGCCGCGGCUGGUGGUGGUGACGGUGUCGGGGGGCUGCGUCCGCCUGUGGGACAGUCUCAGCGGGCAGCUCCUCUCCAGGCAGCAGCUGGGGGGGCUGCCAGAGGAUGGAGCCCCCACCUGCGGCGCUUUGCUCCGGAAAAUGGGCAGGAUGGUGUCCGGGUUCAGCGAGGGCUCCCUCCUGAUGGUCUCCUCAGAGGGAAAUAGCCUCCUGGAGAAGCUCCCAGAGAAGAUCUGCUUCGUGGCGCUUUCGGGAGACGAGUCUCUUCUCGCGGCAGGAUUUGGGUGCCGCGUGCGAAUCUUCCGGCCUGACCCGACAGGCUUCCACCAAGUCCUGAACUCUGAUUUGCUGCACGAUGAGGAAGUCUGUGCCACUGCCAUCGCUGCCGACAACACCACCGUCUUCACGAGCUCUCGGAGCGAGUGCCUCUGGGUGUGGCGUCUGGGCCAGGAGGGCUGGCUGAGGGGCGUUUGGGGGGAUCGAGGACCACCCGCCACUCACCUGGCCCUCUGCGGCUCCCUGCUGGUGUCCGCCUCUCCCCACGCGCCUUACCUUCGGGUCUGGGACCCCGGUGACGACCCCGGGCGCAAACCCUUGCCGCCUUGCAUGGCCGGCGCGAAGUGCGUGGGGCUCUCCGGCGGCGGAAAAUACGUCUGCUUCCCCCGGUCCCUCGAGAGCUGCGAGCUGGUCCUUUGGGACGUGGAGGAAGGAGAGGAGCGCGAGAUGCUGGACACCUCGGCUGCCGUGCGGUGCCUGGAAGUGGCCCCCCAGAGGAAGCUGGCCUUUGUGGGGCUGGCGUCCGGGACGGUGCUGGUCUUCCCCUUGGACUCGCCGCAGGACGUCGGGUGCAUCCCUCCGGCAGAGAACCGGAAGCCCGUCUGCGCCCUGGCUUUGGCCCGGAGCGAGGAGCAAGUGGCCGUGGCUUGCGAGGACCUGGUGCAGGUCUUGGACGUGGGCUGGGGGGAUCCAGGGCCCCUGAUCGACCGGCCGGCCUUCUCCUUCUACACCCAGAUCCCGGGCGCCGACAUCUCCUGCGUGGCCCUGCUGGGCGGGUACCGGGUGCUCUACGGCAUGACCGGCGGGCAGCUGUUCCUCUACCACUGCUCCCAGGGCCAGGUGUUCGCUCUGGAAGCCCAUGGAAGCAGUGGCGUCACCUGCUUGCAGACCAGCCACGGGGAGGCCUGGGCGCUCAGCGGGGCGGCCGACUCUCUGCAGUGCCUCUGGGACGUGGAUCGGUGCCGCUGGGAACAUCGGAUGUCUUUCCAAAAGGAAGAUUCCUUCUCGCAAGGCGUGCUCUGUGCCUGCUUCUCGACGGAUGACCGGCUGCUCUUCACGGCCUCCCUCGAUCAGUGUGUGACGGUGUGGGACGUCUCGUGUGGGGCCCUGUUGGCCGUCCAGCUUGUGCACGCGAGGGUGACCAGGAUCGUGCCGACGCCGGACGGCUUUGUGGCGGCGACAAGACUCGGCUACCUCAUCCGGGAGAGGUUCCUCCACCCGCCGUCCACCAGCUCUCGCUACGACCCGCUGGGCGGCAUCAGAGCCACGUGCAGAGUGACGUCUCGGAGGACCGGCGGAGAGGAGGACGAGGAUGUCGCCAGCGGGCAGCUGGCACGCCGGGGGGACCACGCAACCCAGGCCGGGCACAGCCACCUCAACAACAAGCUUUCGCAGAUUUGCAGGAUUGGGUAAGGGGCAGGGCUAGAUUAUCACAGGAGACCAACUCUGGCCCCAUUGCACUGGUCGCUGGUUCAUUUCUGGGCCCAGGAAACCAAAAUGCUUGCUUACAAAGCCAUUGUACUUCCAACCUUAGUGUUCGCUUGUGAAACAUGGACCACUUAUAAAGGCCAUCUCCAAUUGCUUGAAUGAUUCCAUCACAGGGGUAUCCACAAAAUUUUACACAUCACCUGGGAAGACAGGUGAACUAAUACCAGUGUACUGGAAGAAGCAAAGAUCUCCAGUGUCGA
Podarcis muralis (Common wall lizard) is the source of this 5303-nucleotide messenger RNA. NCBI's taxonomy places the organism in Eukaryota, Metazoa, Chordata, Lepidosauria, Squamata, Lacertidae. The record is from RefSeq and is a predicted model, not a curated record.